Molecule: messenger RNA, 4454 nt
Organism: Manis pentadactyla (Chinese pangolin)
Lineage: Eukaryota; Metazoa; Chordata; Mammalia; Pholidota; Manidae
Gene: MMP21
Product: matrix metallopeptidase 21
Exons: 7
Coding region: 383-2095 (570 amino acids)
Biological process (GO): extracellular matrix organization; collagen catabolic process; proteolysis
Cellular component (GO): extracellular matrix
Molecular function (GO): metalloendopeptidase activity; zinc ion binding
Source: RefSeq, a predicted model, not a curated record
ACAGGGCCGCCGGACCCCACGCCGGACCCACGGCCGCCCCGCAGCUCCCCCGCGCGGCCGGUCCGCCCGCCCGCACCUCACCUUGGAAACGGGAUCCGGCGGCCGCCAGCUCGCGGACCCUAGCUGAGCGCACAGCAAACAGCCGCGGCGAGGGGAGGCGUUCGCACCCGCUCACGAGGGGCGCUCCCGGGGCCUUCAAAGGCAGCGCAGCCAGCGCCUGCCGCGGCCUCCUGCUGGGCACGCUUCGGGCCUGCGUGACGAACGCUCGGGAGCCUGGCGUCUCCCAGGGCUGCCCAUAAAAGCACGGGGACCUGCGCCGCGGGAGGAGCGGAGCCCGGGCUGCACGGAGGCGCACAGGCGGGAGGCGGGGCUCGGCUGGGCCAUGCACGCUGCCUCCAUCUUCCCUCCGAGCUUGCUGCUCUGCUGGCUCGCCGCCCCCGCGCCGGCCCAGCCGGAGGCACUUUUCCACAGCCGGGACCACUCGGACCUACGGCCGUCCCCGCGGCGCCGGGCCCAGCCCAUUGCCGACGUCCUCGCGGCGCAGCGAUUCCUCUCCAAAUAUGGCUGGGCGCAAGCACCCCCGGGGACGGGGUCCAUGCCCCCAGCGUCACGCGGUCCCCGCCUUGAGGACCCGCCCAAGGGCCCCGCCAGCACCGCCCUGGCCCAGGCCGUGCGCAGCUUCCAGAAGGUCAACGCGCUGCCGGUGAGCGGGGAGCUGGAUGCGGCCACGCUGGAGGCCAUGAACAGGCCGCGCUGCGGCGUCCCCGACACGCGGCCCCUGCUGCCCGCAGCCCUGUCGCGCCCGCUGCCCCGGGCCCGCCCCCGGCGCUUCCUGCAGACGCUGCUUCCCGCGCCCGGCCCUCCCCAGGACGCCCCGCACGGUGGGGGCGCCUGGGCCUUCUCCAAAAAGACCCUGACGUGGAGGCUGGUGCGGGAGGGCUACAGCAGCCAGCUCUCCGUGGACGAGCAGAGGUACAUCUUCAGACUGGCCUUCAGGAUGUGGAGCGAGGUGAUGCCGCUGGACUUCCAGGAGGAUCUCACCUCACCGGAAGCCAUGGUUGACAUAAAACUGGGUUUUGGCCGAGGCCGGCACCUGGGCUGUCCUCGGGUGUUUGACGGCAGUGGACAGGAGUUUGCACAUGCCUGGCGCCUGGGCGAUAUCCACUUUGACGAUGACGAGCACUUCACACCUCCCACCAGUGACGUGGGCAUCAGCCUUCUCAAAGUGGCUGUCCAUGAAAUUGGCCAUGUCCUCGGCUUGCCCCACACCUACAGGACAGGAUCCAUAAUGCAGCCAAAUUAUAUAUCCCAGGAGCCUGCAUUUGAGUUGGACUGGCUGGACAGAAAAGCAGUUCAAAAGCUGUACGGUUCCUGUGAAGGAUCAUUUGAUGCUGUAUUUGACUGGAUUCGCAAAGAGAGAACCCAACGCGGAGACGUGAUGAGAUUCAGCACAUAUUUUUUCCGCAGCAGCUGGUACUGGCUUUAUGAAAAUAGAAACAACCGGACUCGCUACGGGGACCCGAUCCAAAUCCUCACUGGCUGGCGUGGAAUCCCAGCCCAAAACAUAGACGCGUUUGUCCACAUCUGGACAUGGAGAAGAGAUGAACGUUAUUUUUUUAAAGGAAAUCAAUACUGGAGAUAUGACAAUGACAAGGAUCAGGCCCACACAGAAGAUGAACAAGGAAAAAGCUACCCUAAAUUGAUUUCAGAAGGAUUUCCUGGCAUCCCAAGUCCCCUGGACACCGCCUUUUAUGACCGAAGAAAGCAGUUAAUUUAUUUCUUCAAAGAGUCCUUUGUGUUUGCAUUUGACAUCAAUAGAAAUCAAGUACUUGAUUCUUACCCGAUGAAGAUUAUGAAAGCUUUUCCAGGAAUAGAGCCACAAAACCAUCCUUUCAGAAAUAUAGAUUCAGCCUACUACUCCUAUGCACACAACUCCAUCUUCUUCUUCAAAGGCAGCACGUACUGGAAGGUAGUUAACGACAAGGACAAACAGCAGCGUCCCUGGCUUCCUUCAGAUGGCUUGUUCCCAAAGCAGUCUAUCUCUGAGCAGUGGUUUGAUGUUUGCAACGUCCAUACCUCCACCCUGAACAUGUGAGGACAAAGACAGGCAAAUGGAGAGUCAAGGGACUUCUCUUUAAGAGAAAGGUCUCAUUUCUUUUACAAAGAAAAGAAACCAGAUUUCUCAGUAACCAAAGCAAAUAGGUGUCCCUCGGUUAAAAGUUAAUGGGAAAAGCGUAAUUUCAACUUUAAAAAUACUUGACUUAAAAAUAAAUUUCUCAGGUAAAAGAAUUCACCAAAUAGGUUUAUAAAAUUUAUAGGUUAAAAAAAAAAAACUCUGAGAAUCCCUGGCUUUGCUUUCCACUCUCUGGGGCUCUGCAGCCACUUUUCCAACAGCCCCCCACCCCCCACCCCAAGCCAUGGAAAGAUGGGGAGGCAGCCAUAGUCAUGGGGCCCUUCACUGAAGCAAAUGCCACUCCCUAAGGGUACAGAAAUGAUGUUCUGCACUGAAAACUAGGGAUUCCGUGAAAUGGUCACAGAAUUCAGAUUAACUACACCUCUAAACCUGUAAUACUGAUUUGUGUGUUUCUAGUAGCUGACCGUGUACAAAGGUUUUCCACCUAUUUUUCUUGAUCCUCACUGUUCUGGCAGUGUCAGGGCAGACCAGACCGCAUUUCCAGUCCAAACACGGAGUUCACAGCUGUGCCCCGCCAUGGGUCAGUGCAGUGGCGCUCUUGACCCCGGCCUCCAUCCCCAGCCCAGCGCCCUCGGGCUCUCCGUUCCUGUGGUGCCCUUUAGUUUGAACACAGGCCUGCAUCCAAAUGGUUGUGCACAUGGCAGAUUUCUGGUUCACUGUAACUCAUAUAAUGUGCUCCUCCCACUUCAAAGCAGGAAAUACAUUUAUAUGGCAGCUUAUUUAUGUUCUGAGGCCUAGACUACCAAAACAAUUCUUGAAGCUAACUGGGUAUUUUCCUUUAUCAGUUAGCUCUAGGAUGGCAUUAUGUCCCUUUGACUUUUACCUACUAUAGCCAUUACCUCUUCUCAACAUGAACAAAAACCCCACUGUCAUAUGUAAUGCUGUGGACACAAUUUGGGCACUGAAAUUAACUCAGACAGCUGUCUUGACAAUGAGCCCACAAAUACAAUUCUUCUAAAGUAACAGCUAAAACACAAGUACUUUAAGAAGCUGUAGUUAAAACCAAAUUACAAAACAUUUUAAAAGGCCUUUUUUUUCCUCUAGGAAUUUUCGUAUUAUUGCUUUGACAGGGAAAAUAGCUAUAAUUUAUAUGUUCUUGCUUAAAAACAAAUUUCUCUCUUGACUGAAAGGCCAAGGAGAGAGGCUAGAAGACAACUCUAAUACUCCUAACUCUGGCUUAUUUCCAAAGUAGAAAAUCCUUUUUGAAUUUAUUAACCCAAAAUUGGAUAUAAUGAGUGGCAGUUCAGGGCUAUCAGAGCAGCACAGUGUCAUUCCCCGUGUGCCUGCUGCAUUAGAAACAGAGUGACAGCCGUCUUGGUAUGAGACCCUGCUGAUUUUGCACCACCCCUUUAUAGUUGAAUCAAACUUUAAAUGCCUCCAUGAUUAAUUCUGGAAGAUUGAUGCAAGUCCAUCCCAAGGACAACACAAACUAACAAGGAAGUGGACAAAUGGCAAGAGAGAGUUCUGCCAAGCCAUGACAGGUACCACCUCUUUCUCAAAGAAAACAACUAAAACUCAAAGUGUAUGAGAAAGUAGUUUGUGAAAGCAGUUAGCUUAAAACAAAUUUAUUCCAAUCAUCUGGCACAUCUGUUUCCUUCGAGUAGUAGCUGACAAGUGGAGGGGCUGCCAGCCCACGUGUAGGGUGCCUGGGGUGAAAAUAACCUGCAGACAGCACGGAAGGGGAUUGUCAGCAGCAUCUCUUCCUAUGUUCAGGACCAGGCCAGCAGACGCAGAGGCAGGGCCAGCUUCUCUACAGGGCAUCAUGCAUAUAAGUCUCAACUGACAACCCAACAGGAAAGUGUAUGCUUCAUUUCUAUAUUGUAUUAUCAUUCUUGAACUCAAGGUUAACUGUGACAGGACAAGUACAGCGUCAUACACUGUAGGCACUGGAAAAAUAGAGUGCGUGUAUGAAACUGGACAAGAGCCAUGCAACGGCAAGGCAGAAUAUUCUAGUGAGAAUUCAGUAAAUGACAGUUUAUUUUUUGUUUUAAUCUUUACUUUUUAAAAUUUAUUAGUUAAACCAAUUCAAAACUCAGUAUGAACAAUGUGAAGUGGAAAAAUACAAAGACAUUUUAAAUAAAUAAUUUAUUUAUUCAAAAUAGUGUUCUUACCUUAUUCACAGUUUCAAGUUUAAAAUGAAAAAAGGGGGAGGGGGGUAGUACCUAUUUUUGAUCAAUUGCCAUACAAAGUCAAAGAAAAGUGGAUGGAUCCCUUCAGAACAUGCACUAAAUAGAAUUGCACAAUGGCCAGUCUUAGAAAA